Chrysemys picta bellii (western painted turtle) is the source of this 444-nucleotide messenger RNA. The record is from RefSeq and is a predicted model, not a curated record. NCBI's taxonomy places the organism in Eukaryota, Metazoa, Chordata, Testudines, Emydidae.
CUGGCCUCCCCCCCCCCCCAAGCCAGGCUACCUUUUGCACGGUGCCCGCUGCUGCGUGGGUGGGCAGUGUCUUGGGUGCCCUGCCAGAGGCAGUGGGUGCCCUGCAGCGCCCUGGGGCGCUCAGCGUCAGCCCGCACGCGGUGCCGGUGCCCUGAAGGCCUUGGUUCCCUGCCCCCAGGCUGUCGGGAGACGGCGUUCAUCUUCGCCAUCACCAGCGCCGGCGUCACCCACUCCGUGGCCCGGUCCUGCUCCGAGGGCUCCAUCGAGUCCUGCACAUGUGACUAUCGGCGCCGCGGCCCGGGGGGCCCCGACUGGCACUGGGGGGGCUGCAGCGACAACGUCGACUUCGGCCGGGUCUUCGGGCGCGAGUUCGUGGAUUCCAACGAGAAGGGGCGGGACCUGCGCUUCCUGAUGAACCUGCACAACAAUGAGGCGGGACGGAUG